This is a messenger RNA of Drosophila suzukii, 3747 nucleotides long. It is a transcript of the gene Hrb27C, whose product is annotated as Heterogeneous nuclear ribonucleoprotein at 27C. The record is from RefSeq and is a predicted model, not a curated record. Gene Ontology annotation, molecular function: mRNA binding. Lineage: Eukaryota; Metazoa; Arthropoda; Insecta; Diptera; Drosophilidae. Gene Ontology annotation, biological process: regulation of translation.
AAACGUGGCGGCGAUUUAUCAUAUAAGUUAGGUUAUAAUAUCGUAUGCAUCAAAAUCAUACAAUUAUUUAUAAGCUAGUUUUUUAAGGAAAAAACACUUAAAUUUAGUGAAUUUGCAGUGCGAAAUCUUUAAAAAACCACAGACGAACACUUGGCACAAACGAAAGUUACGUGUGAACGUCGUGGCUUUUGUUUAAUUGUUUUGAAGGAAAAGAACUUUGGCAACGUUUAAACCAACCUAAGAUUCAUACAAAACCACAUAAAAACUACCAGCGCAACAGUGUAAAAAUUAAAAAAAAGUGCUCCCCCAAAAAAAAACAAAGGCAACCAACAAGUUAAUUUCUUUUGCACCCCGUGUUAAUAAACAGCGUCAAGAUUACGUCAAUUAUUGAGAACCUACCCGGCGCCAUAGCUCACAACCACAACCAGAACAACAUCAUGGAAGAGGAUGAGAGGGGCAAACUGUUUGUGGGCGGCCUGUCCUGGGAGACGACGCAGGAGAACCUGUCGCGCUACUUCUGCCGCUUCGGGGACAUCAUCGACUGCGUGGUGAUGAAGAACAACGAGAGCGGCAGGUCUCGCGGCUUUGGCUUCGUGACCUUUGCCGAUCCCACCAACGUCAACCACGUGCUGGCGAACGGACCGCACACGCUCGACGGCCGCACCAUCGACCCCAAGCCGUGCAAUCCGCGCACCCUGCAGAAACCGAAGAAGGGCGGCGGCUACAAGGUCUUCCUGGGCGGCCUGCCCUCGAACGUCACCGAGACCGAUCUGCGCACCUUCUUUGGACGCUACGGCAAGGUCACCGAGGUGGUCAUCAUGUACGACCAGGAGAAGAAGAAGUCCCGCGGCUUCGGUUUCCUCUCCUUCGAGGAGGAGUCCUCCGUCGAACACGUGACCAACGAGCGGUACAUCAAUCUGAAUGGCAAGCAGGUCGAGAUCAAGAAGGCCGAGCCUCGUGACGGAUCUGGCGGUCAGAACUCCAACAACAGCACUGUGGGCGGCGCCUAUGGCAAGCUGGGCAACGAGUGCAGCCACUGGGGACCGCACCACGCUCCCAUCAACAUGAUGCAGGGCCAAAAUGGCCAGAUGGGUGGACCACCACUGAAUAUGCCCAUUGGCGCGCCGAACAUGAUGCCUGGCUACCAGGGCUGGGGAACAUCGCCGCAGCAGCAGCAGUACGGCUACGGCAACAGCGGCCCUGGAUCCUACCAAGGCUGGGGAGCUCCACCAGGACCCCAGGGACCGCCACCGCAGUGGUCGAACUACGCUGGACCACAGCAGACGCAGGGCUAUGGCGGCUAUGACAUGUACAACUCGACGUCGACCGGAGCUCCCUCGGGACCAUCGGGCGGCGGCAGCUGGAACUCGUGGAAUAUGCCACCCAACUCUGCUGGACCCACUGGGGCACCAGGAGCCGGAGCCGGCACCGCCACGGACAUGUACUCACGUGCCCAGACCUGGGCGGCGGGCGGUCCCUCGACCACCGGACCCGUUGGCGGCAUGCCUCGGACCGGACCCGGCAACUCGGCCUCCAAGUCCGGCUCUGAGUACGACUACGGCGGCUAUGGCUCGGGCUAUGACUACGACUACAGUAACUACGUGAAGCAGGAGGGCGCCUCCAACUACGGAGCUGGACCGCGGUCAGCGUAUGGCAACGAUAGCUCCACGCAGCCACCCUAUGCAACCUCUCAGGCUGUCUAAGGCGGAGAAUCGAGUGGAGGAGGAGUAGGAGUAGGAGUAGCAGAGCAGAGCAACAUGUCGUCGUCGGCGUCGUCCUCGGCGAAUGAUGAAGAAGACAGAAAAGAUGGUGGUAAUUGUAAGCUAAAGCGUCGUCUGUUCGUUUUUAUUUCAGAUCAGAUCAGUUGUUGAAAUUAAUAUUUAAAACUCUUGUACAACUAUUAUUUAAAGCGAAACAAAUUUAACACGAGAAUACCUAGCGACAAGUCAGAUUCAUAGAUAUACAUGUAUGUUCUAUAGCAGCGAGUAUGUAAUUCAUAGGCGAAACAUCAGCACCCAACACUCACCCAUUCAGACAAGAGAACAUUAUUUCUUUCAUGCGCCUCAUAAACAACACCACACCACACACCACAACAAGCAUUCUCCUGUAUCCCAAACUCACCAACCAAACAGCCAGAAUCAACUAACGAGAACUUCCCAACCAACUAAAACCCGUAGAAACAUAUGAUACAUGGCAUUAACAACAACAAACAAACAAAAUAGAAAUGUGAAGAUUUAAACGUAAUGAUUUACAAGUAUAAAGUUUAGCUAAUUAGACACAAGAAGAUCAAGAAUAGAGUGCGAAAUACCAACAACAAACACAAAGAAAAUAAGAACUUAUAAUUUUAUUUAAAGAGUAAACAAGUAAAGAUCCCCUUAAUUACUAAAAUUAGUAAAUACAAAUUCGAAAUUGUACAUUUUAAAGCAAAAGCACGUCGGUAUCCGAUCUGCUUUCGCCACCACCCGCUUUCUAGAUCGGGCGACAAGGUUUAGUGAGGGUUUGAGAAGGAAACGACUUUGGAUAUAAGUCUUUUCUGAGAACUCUUCGCUUGCCUUAGCCUUUGUGACUCAUUAUUGAAUGGGGCCGCGAAAGUUGGCUUUUGUUUUUAACAUAGUUGUUUCCAGCCAAUGGACGAAUCUAAUCAGCAACUGUUUUAUCGGCUAAUGGGGUCGCUGGAUGCGAGGGUGUGGUGGCGAAAAGGGGCGGCACUGACUUGGGAAAGAUACGUUACAAAAUUAAAAAUUUACCAUUUAAAGUAAACAAAACAAAAACUAGCUAAAAGUUAAACUACAUAUAUAAAGAAACCUAAUUAAUAAGCGUACGUGGUCGUUUACAUCUAAGCGAAAGUUGAACUUGAAACUAGAAUUAUAUAGUGCGUUGGAUUUAUUAUUUAGUUAAAGCGAAGUGAAGAAGCCAAGCAGCAGCAGCAUGAUAUGAUGAUUGAUUAUAAUGGAUAUGGAAACCAACAAAACAAACACACACACACUCUUAACCAAUAUACAUAAAAACUAUAUACAUACAUACUUAUAUACAAUAUAUAAAUAUAUAUAUAACGAGUAUAUAUAGAAGGAAACAAAAAAGGAAAAAAGAGUAAAAAAAGAGCAAAAGGAAACGUAAAUUUAAAGCUACAGUUAAUGAAAGAGUAAAAAGAGUACAGAGUUAAACAAAAAAAGUAAAAGGGAGGCAGGCAGAGAGAAUAGGACAAGUUAAACAAGUUACAAAAUACGAUGCUUAGAGUUGCGUUGCACAUUUUUUUCAAAUUUUCAUCGUUUGCCAAGCAGACAAGAACAACAACAACAACAGCAAGAACCACAGCAGGAACAACACCAACAACCAACGACAACAACCAGCUAAAAGUGUGCACUACAACAACAUCAGUCAGCAAAAAACAACACCAUCAACACGCACACCCACUCACACUUAACCCCAUUUUAAACCAACAACACCAACAACAAGAUCAGAAGCGAGACAGAAAAAAAGAGAGAGAGAGAAGGGUAAAAGGAAAUGAAUGAGGAAAGGAAAAGUAAAAGUAAAAGAAAGGAAAGAAAAAGGAAGAGAAGAACUUUAAUUGAUUAUGAACAUAACAUAUAUAUAUCUUUAAUUACUUAUACAUAUUUACUCUUAACUACUCUGCACGCUCACUUAAACGAGCGUGCACCGUGUGUAAAACAAGAUGAAAGUAAACUAUUUUAAUGAUGAUUAUAUGAUUGCGAUUUUACAAUUUAUUAUUACAAAAACGAAAAGAUG